GACCACCCCCCGCCGCGGGCAGGGCUCCGCCUCUCCCGGUUGUGGGCGGGGCCUCGGGGCGGAGCCGGGCGCCCUCGGGCGGUGGUUGGCCGUUGGGGCGGAAGGGGCGCGGCGCGGCGGCGGGGUGGGCGCGAUGGCGGCGGCGGCGGCGGAGGUGCUGUCGCGGGUGGCGGACGUGGAGAUCGACGGCGGCGGCGUCUUCAACCGACAUCUACGAGCAGACGGCGCGGGAACUGGCGCAGCAGGGCCUGGGCUGCGAGUGCCUGGGGGGCGGCCGGCUCUCCCACCGCCCCGAGGAGAGGAAGAUCCACGUCUACGGGUACUCGGUGGGCUUUGGGCGAGCGGACCACUCCGUGACUACAGAGAAGCUGAAAGCCAAGUAUCCGGACUACGAGAUCACCUGGGCAGAUGAAGGCUACUGACUCGCUCUAGCUGGGCAGCGGCAUUGGCGCCAGCCUGGAGCUGGUGAGGCCAGAUCCGGCAUCAGGGCGGGGGCAGCAGGCUCCCUGUGCUCAGCAGCACUCUGGGCUCUCCUGUUUUUUCUUUGUGUUGAACUCGCCUGUUCUCCACUGUCACCGGACUUCCCACACGCCGUGGGUGAUGCCCACCUCCUCAGCACAGCGCAGCAAAGCCUCGGUGAAGCCAGUGGGUGCUCUGCCCUGGCCUCCCAGGUAGCGAGGGGGUUUGUCCACGUGUGUAUGUGAGAAUUAAACACGUUGGGGAGCGCA
Messenger RNA from Harpia harpyja (harpy eagle), 728 nucleotides. It is a transcript of the gene PHPT1, whose product is annotated as phosphohistidine phosphatase 1. Gene Ontology annotation, cellular component: cytosol. The record is from RefSeq and is a predicted model, not a curated record. NCBI's taxonomy places the organism in Eukaryota, Metazoa, Chordata, Aves, Accipitriformes, Accipitridae. The coding region runs from base 134 to 412 and encodes 92 amino acids. The transcript has 3 exons. Gene Ontology annotation, biological process: peptidyl-histidine dephosphorylation. Gene Ontology annotation, molecular function: protein histidine phosphatase activity.